Messenger RNA from Hippocampus comes (tiger tail seahorse), 2477 nucleotides. RefSeq names its product peptidoglycan recognition protein 2 (gene pglyrp2). Gene Ontology annotation, biological process: peptidoglycan catabolic process. The coding region runs from base 158 to 1609 and encodes 483 amino acids. The transcript is spliced from 4 exons. Lineage: Eukaryota; Metazoa; Chordata; Actinopteri; Syngnathiformes; Syngnathidae. The record is from RefSeq and is a predicted model, not a curated record. Gene Ontology annotation, molecular function: zinc ion binding; N-acetylmuramoyl-L-alanine amidase activity.
GUAGCCGUGUGCUCGUCCUCAGGGGCAUAAGUGCACACACACACUUCUAGUCACCCUACUGCGCCUGAGAACAUUGUAAAAUUAGAAAGUGUCCGCAUGCUUUCUCUUCUGUCUACCUGACGACUGCUUCGAGUCACCUUUAUUCAUCUAUACAGAGAUGCCGUCUUUUCGAGUGUCACUCUUCAUUUUGGCGUCAUCCUACUGCUUCACUUUAACAUCGUGCAGGCCAGCAGGUGGCCACCUACGGAGUAUGGAAAACUUCAUCCAUGCAGUGCAACAGGUUGAAGAGUCCAACCCGGGUGUGUCGCCCCUGGAGCUGGUUAGGGCCUUGCGCAGGACCGCUGGUCAUGACGACGCCAUGACUAUCCAUUACCUGAGUGCUUCAAAUACCCUCAGCGAUGCCGCAGAGCUAGAGACCACCAUCCUAAAUGCCUCAUCCUUCAGCUUUUUUGACAAGGCAGUCCACCACAUUGUGACGGACAGUGGCGAGGAGCGAGGGGUGACGCUGACCCCGGACGGCACCACGGUCGCCCUGGCACCAUUGCUACUGGGGAUCGAAUCCGGACUCAAAGCCAAGCAAGAGACGACCUCAGCAAUCGGACUCUUUCCUCUCACCUUGGGAAGGACACUUGGGUUAUCCUUCCUCAGCCUUCAGGACAUCCCGGUGUCCUUUCGCCUGGGGCCUGACGGGUGCUGGGACAGCGUAGAACGCCCCAAGGUGUUCAGAUUGUCUUGGCCUGCCACCCUGGCCACUGACGCAGUUAUCAAUGGGGGUAUGGACGGAGUAAUACUGGGCACGGACAUCAGCCUACUACCCACAUCUGAAGAGCCACAUGCUCUUAGUGAGAUCCUAAAAGAAUACUACAGUUUUACCCUGCAUGCAAACCAGGGUCUUGAUACAUUGUCCAGACAUGUUAGUCCAAGGCGAAGGGAGAUUUCUCGAUCUAUUUUGGAGCCCCUUGACCUUCAGAAGGAGGUGAUGGACACACUCAAACUGGUCUGGAGGUUGGAGAAGACAGAGUGGAUCGCUUUGGACACUGGAGUCAACAAGUCGGUGAAGGAAGGACUAAGGGCAUUUGUGCACAAGUACUGGGAUUGUCCUCAAAUCAUCUCUCGCUGCCAGUGGAGGGCAAAGGCUCACAAGGGAACCCCCAUACCGCUAUCUUUACCCCUCCAAUUUCUCUACGUUCACCACACCUAUGAGCCCUCGAGGCCCUGCUUGUCCUUUCCAGAGUGUUCCAAAGACAUGAGAGCCAUGCAGCACUUCCACCAGAAAGUCCGCAACUGGAGCGACAUUGGAUACAGCUUUGUGGUGGGCUCGGAUGGUUACAUCUACGAAGGCCGCGGUUGGAACCACGUUGGAACGCACACGCGAGGACACAACAACCUCGGACUCGGCGUAUCCAUCAUCGGCAACUACACUUCCACACUUCCAUCGCGUCACGCCAUGGACCUUCUACGGCAUCGCUUGACGCGCUGCGCCGUGGACGGAGGAAAGCUUGUGGCCAAUUACACCAUUCAUGGCCACAGGCAGGUGGUCAACUACACUUCCUGUCCCGGAGAUGCGCUCUUUUCUGAAAUAACACACUGGGACCAUUUCAGACACUGAGUCCUCCAUAUUGUGCAUGAAAUACCAUCGUGCACAUUGUCAUAUUUAAACUCUAGAAGGCAUGCUCAUCAUAAUGAUAAAUUUUUCACCGCAUGUGAUUCGGAUUGAGUUGGCAUUUUGUUAAUGUGAUCCCUUUUGAAUUUUGUAAGUCUCAAUGCUAUCCUCUGCAUGCUUCAAAGUUCAAAAGGUAUCAAACACCUGUAAAAGUAAAAAGUGUUUUUUCCUGAAAUAUCAUUUCCAUAUUUUUUUUUUGCUUCAGAUUAAUGAUUGCAAACUUAGUCUAUUAAAUUUUUCACUAUAUAAAGUAACAAUAUUUUUAAAUUGCUCAAUGCGCGAUUGUUUCCAGAUAACAGCAUUAGAUGCAAAAGCUGAAUGUACGCAAUUUUCAAAAUGAUCGAACAUACAAAAUCAGAAAGACUAUAAGGCUCAGACUCGGGUCAAUUAAUGUAGCCUAGCGUUCAAAGCAUACUCGGUGAAGCAGAAUUUAGUUGUUAUGCUGCACGCGAAUGAAAUGAGCGACCAACAGAAUUGAAGUCAGUCCUGAGUGUAAACGCUUUUCAAGCCAGGUGAAAGGUUUACGUUCCCCCCCCCCACCCCCCUACUGUUUAAUAUUCUUAUUUUUUAAUUCUUUUUAAAUCAAUUUCACAAAGAGCUACUUAUUUCCUGUCAAUGUUUUAAAUGUUUUGAGAGUCUUCCGUUCAUGUGUUGUCACUGAACGUUCUUCAUUUCCCUCUGCUUUUGGAUGGAGUUAGCUGUUGUGUUUUGAAAUGCGUUUAGGUUUUGUGUCUUUGGUUCUGUGAAGCACAAUGAGUUUCCUUGUUUAUGAAAUGUACAAUGCAAUUAAAGCUGCCUUGCCUAUGACGACUAA